CCAGCCAUCACCAGCCAUCACCAGCCAUCACCACCCAUCAUCAGCCGGCGAUGUUACAUCUUAUCAAAUAAUCACACAUGGUGAGCGGUCACUCAAGCCGACGGCGCCGAUUCGAUGCUCUUGGAAUGUUUCCACCUAUAUAUUCACCGGUUCGCACGACUCUACUUCCCUCUUCUCUUCUAUACACAACAUCAUCUUCAUCUUCUCAGCCAAAAAUGGCCCAUCUUCUCACUUACCCGCGACUUCGAUUCGCAUUUUCUUCUUCCGGUCCGAGGACGCCACGAGGUGUCCUUGAGGGAAAGGGCGAAUGGAGUUCCGCACGGAAUAUGUACAUCGACCGCAACGACGCACCGAGAAACGACGCACUGAUAGUCCUGGACGAGGCCCAAACGAUCCGGAGCAUUGAGAGCGCGAACUACAACACCGUCGACGCUGUAAAGGCCCAUUCCCGCUGGGUACUGACGGGCACGCCUGUAGCGAACGGCCUGAUGGAUCUGUGGAUUCUGAUCUGUCUCCUCCAGACCAGGAAGUCAUUGGAACAUCGGGACACGUUCCGCUCGCUGUGUCCGACCCCUCUCCAGCUGAAGAAGAGGCCCAGGAUGACUCAGAAGUCACAAGAGGUGAUGAGGGCAUACGGUCUUCGCACGAAGAGCAUAGAUUUUAUCCAGCUCAAGAUGCCGACGAUGACGGCUUGAAGAUAUGACUGGUGUUCAGCGGAGGAUGGCCGCGGCCACAAAGGAUGGUGGCGGCCGGCACAAAUACAAAAUUCUCGCCGAGUUCGAUAACCAAGCGACAGCGGGUGGUGACGACCCCUACGCCCACUGUAAUGAAUUGCAGAGGGUGGGGAUUUAUUGGGAGAUGAAGGAGGACUGGGGAUGGGCAUAGGUGGAAGCGGAGGAGAACUGGAGACGGAGGAGGACUGGAGAUGUGUAGAGGUGGAAAGCGGAGGAGGACCGGAGAUGGGCAGAGGUGGGAAGCGGAGGAGAACUGGAGAUGGUUCGAAUGCUUGCGGAUGAUUAUAAGUACUUGAGGUGAUUCACCGCCGUGGAUGACGAAUGCCAUUACAAUUGCU
Messenger RNA from Tricharina praecox, 1072 nucleotides. RefSeq names its product SNF2 family N-terminal domain-containing protein. The record is from RefSeq and is a predicted model, not a curated record. The coding region runs from base 78 to 695 and encodes 205 amino acids. The transcript has 4 exons. NCBI's taxonomy places the organism in Eukaryota, Fungi, Ascomycota, Pezizomycetes, Pezizales, Pyronemataceae. Gene Ontology annotation, molecular function: ATP binding; ATP-dependent chromatin remodeler activity.